This is a messenger RNA of Ustilaginoidea virens, 426 nucleotides long. RefSeq lists its product as uncharacterized. Bases 1 to 426 code for a protein of 141 amino acids. The transcript has a single exon. Gene Ontology annotation, cellular component: mitochondrion; mitochondrial intermembrane space; respiratory chain complex IV. The record is from RefSeq and is a predicted model, not a curated record. Gene Ontology annotation, biological process: mitochondrial respiratory chain complex IV assembly. NCBI's taxonomy places the organism in Eukaryota, Fungi, Ascomycota, Sordariomycetes, Hypocreales, Clavicipitaceae.
AUGGGCUGGUGGUGGCCCUUCUCGCCCUCGUCCCGCGGCGACGCCAUCCGCUCCGGGGACGCCAUACCCAACCGCCAGGAACGAGCCGCCUGCUGGGCCGCCCGCGACGCCUACUUCGCCUGCCUCGACGCCCACGACAUCCUCGACGCGAACAAGGACGCGCCGGCCGCCGGCCGCGCGUGCCCCCUCGAGAGCCGCGCCUUUGAGCGCGACUGCGCCGCCGCCUGGGUCAAGUACUUCAAGCAGUGGCGCGUGGCCGACAUGCAGAAGAAGCAGCGCCUGGAAGAGCUGCGGAGGCAAGGCGCGCACGAGCUCGACGUUUCCACCACCUUUGCGCCCGACGGCGCGGCCGGCGCGGCGGGCCAAACGCGCAAAGCCGCGGGCAAGGACGACAUUCAGAGCAUGCUGGACAGGAAGAGGGCGUGA